Messenger RNA from Hansenula anomala, 1908 nucleotides. Its product is annotated as F-box protein. The transcript has a single exon. Lineage: Eukaryota; Fungi; Ascomycota; Saccharomycetes; Phaffomycetales; Wickerhamomycetaceae. Bases 1 to 1908 code for a protein of 635 amino acids. Gene Ontology annotation, molecular function: protein binding. The record is from RefSeq and is a predicted model, not a curated record.
AUGGCAUUGACUAUAGCGGAUCUCCCCAAUGAGAUUAUGUUGCAUAUCCUCAUCUAUAUAUCUCCGGAAGACUUGAACAAUGUAUUCUCCAUCAGUCAGUUUCGUCAAAGACUUGAAAAUGUUGUCAAGUUGAUUAAAGAUCAACCUAAAACUCAAUAUUUCACCAACAUUCCAUCAAAAUCAGAAAUUAUACUUCGUCCAAAUAGUGAAAUUCCAAGUGCCGGUCUUUUAGAAGUCUUUGAAAUAACGAAUUUUGAAGAAUAUGCAGAUAAAUUGUUGCACGUUAAAGAUCAAAUACCCAAAAUCAUCACAAUUCUUGACGAGUUUGAACAUAUGAAGUAUGAAGUUAUUGGACUGCUACCAACUGAAGACUGGGGUUCUGCAAUGGUUACAAGAUACGUUGAGGAGCAAGGGCUUAAAAAUAGUGGGUUUUCAUUUCUAACAUUUAAGAAUCUCACCAAUUUAGCGCUAGAAGAGGUUAAAGUAGACCCAUUAUCAAUCAGUUUGCCAAGUUUGAGAGCAAUCCAUUUUGUUAGGUGUACUAGUUCCAAUGAAAGUGCAUUUUUUGAUUUUCCAAAAUUGGAGUAUUUACAAGUCACAGGGAUGAUCAAGUCACUUGAUAGAUCAUUUGACUACUCUCAAUAUCCUACUAAUCUAGAGCUUUAUCAGGCGAAAGGAUGGUACAGAACAAACACAGUCUUUACAAAAUUGAAGAAACUUACAAUUCGCUCAUUUCAACAUGACACUUUGUGUACUAUAGAGGAUUGUUUUUUCCCAGAAUUAAGAGAUGCAAGCCUUAAUCAGACAAAAUUUUUACUAUUACAGGAAUUGGAUGCGCCGAAAUUAAUUAGACUUUCAAUAAGUUCAAGCUCAGAUCCUGUUACACUAGAUAACAUCAAUACACCAAGCUUGAUUCAUAUGGAUAUAACAACUACUGUGCUACCUGUCGUGAGAAAUUUCUAUGCGCCAAAGUUGGAGUAUAUUUUUGCAGAAAUUCAGCAUGUUGCAUCUGAAGACCCAAAGAGUUUUGAGUUGUUUGAAAAGGUACCUGGCUUAAUCAUAAGAGAACGUCCUUUAGCACUAUUGGAAAGAAUAGACACUAGAAACCUCAAAUAUCUCUGUGUGGAUAUUGAAGAUGAUGAUACUGAAAUUUUUGACUUUGGAUUUCCAAACUUACAAGGAAUAGAGAUCAGUCUCUCGGAUUCAUUCACACAGCUACCACAUAUACAUGCACCAAACGUGAAACAGCUUGCAAUUGUUGAUUGUCCAGGUCUAGAAACUUUGAGCAACAUCCCGUCGGAUUUCAGCUCCAUUGAAGAGUUGAGGCUUGAUUUAUAUGAAAGUGACUUGGUCUUGAAUGGCCUCACGUUCCCAAACCUCAAGGCACUAGAAAUCAUUACAGAAGGUGAAAUGAUGCAAAUUGAAGGUUGUAAGUUCCCCAAACUUGAAAGACUUUCAAUAACAGGGACAAUGUUUGCAACGCCAACUACUGUUGAUUUUGAAGCUCCUGAACUUUUGGAUUACAAGAUCAUCAAUGUUGAUAUUAAAGAACUAUACAUCUGCACCUUUCCAAAGCUUCAAAGACUGUCCAUUCAUCGUGUGCCAGAGUUACAUCUUGGUAAUCUUGAUUCAUUGGUUUAUUUGAAUCUUUCUUACAAUAUUUUCAAAUCAUUAAAAGUUUUUCAUGCCUUACCAAAUUUGAGAUACCUAGAAACAGUUCAGUCGAAUGCAGAGGAGUUUGAUAUUCCAAGUGGAUUACAUAUGACAGCUACUGAACUAGCAUUAAUGUUUGGUGAUCGUUAUGAUACGAAACUUGAUUCUAUUCCUUUACAAGAGUUUGAAGGUUUGUCAAGCUGUCUGGAUACAUUUUAUCAAAAACUUUCUGACGAGCUUCUGAGUGCUAUAUAG